AUGGCUGGAGGCAAUAUUCGUGAGAGAGUUUCCCGUUUGGAAGAGUUUGUGGGUUUUCCUACAGAAAUAGAAGUACAAGAUGGUGCAGAGAACCUUAUUGUUCAAAUCAAAAACUUGGCUUCUGAAAUGGAAAUCUUGGUGAAGAGGUCCAUUCAUGGGAGUUCUAGAGGCGGUGGUGAUCCUCUUUCACAGAAGAUCAAGGUGCCGAAUCCCAAGUCUUUCAGUGGCACCCGAAAUGCAAAAGAGUUGAAAAUUUUCCUAUGGGACAUGGAGCAGUAUUUCAAGGCUGCUCGGAUCCUCGAUGGUGAGAAGGUGACCAUUACAAGCAUGUAUCUGUCUGGUGAUGCAAAACUAUGGUGGCGCACAUGGACAGAGGAUGAUGUUUCUGCGGGUAGGCCUCGGAUUAAAGUUUGGGAGACCCUUAAGAAGGAAUUGAAGGACCAAUUCUUGCCUCUAAACACUGCAUGGAUUGCAAGGGAAUCUCUAAAGAAAUUAAAGCACAUAGGCACCGUUCAUGACUAUGUGAAGGACUUUAGUUCCUUGAUGUUGGACAUUUAA
Messenger RNA from Cornus florida, 558 nucleotides. RefSeq lists its product as uncharacterized. The transcript has a single exon. The record is from RefSeq and is a predicted model, not a curated record. Bases 1 to 558 code for a protein of 185 amino acids. Lineage: Eukaryota; Viridiplantae; Streptophyta; Magnoliopsida; Cornales; Cornaceae.